This is a messenger RNA of Eubalaena glacialis (North Atlantic right whale), 1898 nucleotides long. It is a transcript of the gene ZNF892, whose product is annotated as zinc finger protein 892. Gene Ontology annotation, cellular component: nucleus. Gene Ontology annotation, molecular function: RNA polymerase II cis-regulatory region sequence-specific DNA binding; DNA-binding transcription activator activity, RNA polymerase II-specific. Bases 239 to 1816 code for a protein of 525 amino acids. Gene Ontology annotation, biological process: regulation of transcription by RNA polymerase II. The record is from RefSeq and is a predicted model, not a curated record. The transcript is spliced from 5 exons. NCBI's taxonomy places the organism in Eukaryota, Metazoa, Chordata, Mammalia, Artiodactyla, Balaenidae.
CGCGAGGUCGAGCCUGGGCUCCAGGAGGGCUGAGCGCGUGUCCUUCUGAGUCUGAGUGGCCGGAAGGAGGGCGGUGGAGGGCCCCCGGGUGGAGGACACCGGGCUGCCCAGCUAUAGGGUCGCGCGCGCGUGUUCCCGGGCCUCGGGGUGGACUAGAGCUGUGGACCCCCGGCCCCUAGUGCGUUCGUCGCGCCAUUCUCCCACGGUCGUCACUUGCGCCGGCGGGGAGGAAGUCGCCAUGGAGCCUAAGGGCAGAGGGUCACUUUCUGAGAAUUCAGACCUUCCCCAUGCUGGAAACCCAAAAGAAAAUGGCCUGACCACUGUGCUGCUGACCCCUGCAUCUCAGGAGUCGAUGAUCAGGGAUAUGGCUGAGGCUGUCACCCAGUGGGGGCAGCUGAACGCUCCUCAAGGAGAUGUGCCUGAGAAGCAUAGGAAUCUGGUCUUGCUGGGGCUUCCAAUUUCCAAGCCUGAUGUAAUCUCUCGGUUGGAGUGUGGGGAGGAGCUGGAGAGAGAAGUCUCAAAAGCAACUAGUCCAGACUGGGAUACAGGACCAGAAUGCAAGGAGCUAACUCCAGAGCAGGACAUUUCUGAAGAAGAAUCAGCCCCUGUUAACACCGGGGUGUUAAUAGAGAGAUGUCCAAAGGAAAGUUCCAGUGAAUGUGAGGAUUCUUUAGAGAGUCAGCAGGAAAACCAUGAGAAACAUUUAAUACAAGAGGUUGUCCCUCAGAAGAAACCUUCUGGGGAGAGAAGUUACCAGUGUGAUGGAUUUGGAAGAAAUUUUAGUCGGAGGACAUUACUUGUUCAGCAGCAAGGAGAGCGACGACACAAUUGUGAUUCAUUUAAAAAGAACUUGAAACAAAAUUCAGAUCUAAUGAAACAUGAGAAAAUUUGUGCAGAAAAGAAGCCUUGGAAGUGUAAUGAGUGUGAAAAGGCCUUUAGUUACUACUCAGCUUUUGUCUUACAUCAGAGAAUUCACACAGGAGAAAAACCCUAUGAAUGUAAUGAAUGUGGUAAAGCCUUUAGUCAGAGCAUACACCUUACUCUACACCAGAGAAUUCAUACGGGAGAGAAACCUUACAAAUGUCACGAAUGUGGGAAAGCCUUCAGUCACCGCUCAGCCCUUAUUCGGCAUCAUAUAAUCCAUACUGGGGAGAAACCCUAUGAAUGCAAUGCAUGUGGGAAGGCCUUUAAUCAGAGUUCAUACCUCACUCAACAUCAGCGAAUUCAUACUGGAGAGAAACCUUAUGAGUGUAAUGAAUGUGGGAAGGCCUUCAGCCAAAGCACAUUCCUUACCCAGCAUCAGGUCAUUCACACUGGAGAAAAACCCUAUAAGUGUAAUGAAUGCAGGAAAGCUUUUAGUGAUCGUUCAGGCCUUAUUCAGCACCAGAGAACUCAUACUGGGGAGAGGCCUUAUGAGUGUAAUGAAUGUGGGAAAGCCUUUGGCUACUGUUCAGCCCUGACUCAACACCAGAGAACUCACACUGGGGAGAAACCCUACAAAUGCAAUGAUUGUGCCAAAGCUUUCAGUGACCGCUCAGCCCUUAUUCGUCAUCAGAGAACACACACUGGAGAGAAACCUUACAAGUGUAAGGAUUGUGGAAAAGCUUUCAGCCAGAGCUCAUCUCUUACAAAGCAUCAGAAAACUCACACUGGAGAAAAACCUUAUAAGUGUAAGGAAUGUGGAAAAGCUUUCAGCCAGAGUUCAUCCCUUUCUCAACAUCAGAAAACUCAUUCUGGAGGGAAAACCAAGGAAUAUGGAAAAGCCUUUAGUGAGCAUUCAGCCUUUGGCCAGCAAAAGAGAAUUCAUACUGGAUAAAGGUCAUGUACAUGUAGUAUGUUCAGAACACAUUUAUUGAACAAUUACUAUACAUGCUGUGAGGGCUUCAAAGGAAUUUAAG